UUGGGAAGUGCGUACAACCGCGGUUGGUACGGCCUCGUGAAAUCCGAUAAGAAAGCCGCGAAGAAUUGGAACCGCGCCGUGGAGCUCGGCGACGUGGAUGCGAUGAAUAACCUUGGGAGAUUGUACCAGACUGGAAGUGGCGUCAAGCUGGACAAGAAGAAGGCGAUGAAGCUGUAUCGCGCGGCCGCAGACCGGGGCGGCGCUUUCGCGCAAUCCAAUUUAGCGGUUUUGCUUGAUGCUGAGAAGAAAUUUGAAGAAGCGUUCCGGUACUUUGUGCUCGCGGCGAAUCAAGGCUUCACCGCUGGAGAGCAUAACCUUGGCGUUUGCUACAUGGUCGGAAAAGGCACGGAAGUCGACCUCGGCAAAGCCAGAUACUGGUUCGAGCGCGCCGCUGCCAAGGGCGAGGAG
Aureococcus anophagefferens is the source of this 408-nucleotide messenger RNA. RefSeq lists its product as hypothetical. The record is from RefSeq and is a predicted model, not a curated record. The annotation marks the transcript as partial. The transcript has a single exon. Gene Ontology annotation, molecular function: protein binding. NCBI's taxonomy places the organism in Eukaryota, Pelagophyceae, Pelagomonadales, Pelagomonadaceae.